This is a messenger RNA of Thunnus maccoyii (southern bluefin tuna), 2655 nucleotides long. It is a transcript of the gene sytl4, whose product is annotated as synaptotagmin-like 4. NCBI's taxonomy places the organism in Eukaryota, Metazoa, Chordata, Actinopteri, Scombriformes, Scombridae. The record is from RefSeq and is a predicted model, not a curated record. Gene Ontology annotation, cellular component: plasma membrane; exocytic vesicle. Bases 472 to 2595 code for a protein of 707 amino acids. Gene Ontology annotation, biological process: exocytosis; intracellular protein transport. The transcript has 18 exons. Gene Ontology annotation, molecular function: neurexin family protein binding; small GTPase binding.
UCUUUCUUUAUAGGCAAAAAAAAAAAGCCAAAGCCCUGCACUUCCCGUUGUCCCAACUUUUCGCUCAAAAGAAACAAUUUGGUGAGGAAGGGAACAGAGGUGUUGGACUGUUUCAAUAUGGGUCAAAUUUUCCACAUCCAGCUCUUCUGUGGUUAAUAGGGCAAAGGAAAUGCACCUGUCAUGGAAAAUGUUGAGAGGCGCUCCUGCCUGUCUGCUGCAAACUUUCCUUAUCUUCCGGUACUCGGGACUCCUCUAGCGCACAAAGUCAACAGUUUUGGAGACGGGAGGCAAGAAGAAGAAGGAGGAGUAGAGAAAGGACAGCCGAUUAGAGAGAAUGUAGCCGUUGCCCAUAGUGACGCAAGCUUUAAUAGCGGAGUGAGUACGACUUUUAACAACAGACCUUCUCCAUGCCACUGCCUCUGAGUCGUCCCAGUUAACCUGUGCUGAGGGCUCUUUAGUAAAAAAGCGACAAUGCCCCAGGCUGCCGACAUGAUCAACCUGGGCUUUCUGUCUGACUCUGAGCGGGAGCUGAUCCUGGAGGUGCUGCAACGGGACAAAGAGCUGAGGCUGGCAGAGGAGCAGCGAGUGAGGAAGCUGAAGACAGACUUGCUGGACAUUAAGAGGAAAGGGGCUAAGCGUGGCAGCGGAAGAUACAGUGAGCGUAGUUGUGGCCGAUGCCUGGAGCCUCUGAGUCGACUGAAUGUUUUCUCCAGCCAGUGUAAGAUGUGCAAUCACAAUGUGUGCCAGAAAUGCCGAACAGUCUUCCCCGAUGGAUCCUGGCUGUGCAGUGUGUGUGCCAAAGAGUCGGAGAUGAAGAAAAUGACAGGUGACUGGUUCUACGAUCAACGGGUCAACCGUUUCUCCACAAUGACUGGACACGACCUAGUGAGAAGCUCGCUCAAAAAGAGGCCUCAGUUGAAGAGGCGUGAAACAACGGGAGAAAUUCUGUUGAGAAGUACAGAAAUAAAUCCAGACCCACCCACUCCUGUUCCUCGGCCCAGGCAGAAAAAUCUAACAACAAACAAAGGUCAUUUAAGUGAGAAUUCGGGGUCAAUCGCUUCAAUGGAGUCAUAUGAUUCAAAGGAGGAUGUUUUGUCAAAGCCACCGCCCAGUGACACAGAGUCUGCAGAAAACGCCAGCUUAGGUAGCAAUAAAACUGAGACCGAGUCUGGACGUGUGACCCCUGAUCUAGCAAGGAAAGAGACGCACUCAGUUCCAUCCAGCGUUUCCAGUCAGACUGUCCCAGUCAAGGCAGAUACAGUCAGCGUUCACAGCAACAACUCAAUAGCAAACACUGCCCCAGAAGUAAAACAGGUCAGUCCGAGCCCAGAGUUGGAUGUUGAUAGACUCUUUAAGAAGAGCGUUAAACGAGCCCCAAAGCCUUCUGAAUACGUAUCGACACUGGAUCUCCGUGAGGAACCGGACACAUCGGCGGCCUCAAUGGGCAACAGGAGCCGUUCUGUACCAGGCUUAGACGUGAAGGAAGAUGAAGAAGAAGAAGAGGAGGAGGAUAUUGACAGCUUAGUUAGCUUUCAUAGAAGGACAGUGGCUUCGAGCUCCUCCAGCCUGCACGGCUCAAAGAGCACACUGGGCAGCCUGAUGAGUAUUUACAGUGAAGCAGGAGACUACGACAGUGUGGACGUGAGCGGAGACGUCGUCUUCUCCAUAAGCUAUGUCGAACGCACCCAGAGCCUCCAGGUCUUCAUCAAGGAGUGCCACGGGCUGGCCUCUGGCGAUGCCUCGCGGCACAUCUCUAACCCUUAUGUCAAAUGUUACCUUCUCCCUGACAAAUCUCGCCAGAGCAAAAGGAAGACCAGCAUCAAGAGAAACACCCUCAACCCCGUCUACCAAGAAACACUGAAGUACUCCAUCAGCCGCUCUCAGCUGUUCACUCGAUCCUUGUUGAUAUCAGUCUGGCAUCAUGGUCGGCUCACCCGCAAUGCUUUCCUGGGAGAGGUGGAGAUCCCUCUGGACUGCCGAGACCUGGACUCCCCGGAGGAGGAGCGAGUGGCACUCAUGUCAAAGGCCGCCUCUCUGCCGGCUUCAGCCUUCGCUCAGUACAAAGGAGAAUUGGUGAUCUCUUUGAAGUAUAUCACACCUAAAAAGCCCACAACAGAGAAAAUCAAAGGCAAAAAGGCGGUGACUGAGGAAGGGGGAGAACUGCACGUCUUAAUUAAAGAGGCAAAGAAUUUGAUGGCAAUGAAAGCAGGAGACACAUCAGAUAGCUUUGUAAAAGGGUAUUUGUUCCCAUCAAAAGCAAAGAGCACAAAGAGAAAGACUCCAGUUGUGAAGAAGAACCUGAACCCUCACUACGACCACACGUUCGUGUACAAGGAUCUGGCUCUGGAGCAGCUGAAGGGGAUGUGUCUGGAGCUCACGGUGUGGGACAGAGAGGCCAUGUUGAGCAACGAAUUCCUGGGAGGAGUGCGCCUCAGCUCCGGCAAAGGCACCAUAAAAAUAGGAAAGGAGGAAAUGGAAAUGGACUCCAUUGGAGAGGAGGUCAGUAUGUGGCAGAAGAUGAUGCAGUACCCCGACUCGUGGGCAGAGGGCACUCUUCCACUGCGUUCCACUAUGGGGAAGGAGAAGGGCAAAUGAGGACUACACACUCAGCAGCAGCCUGGACCGUUGGAAAUAAAGACACUGAAAUGGGAAGAA